Oryzias latipes (Japanese medaka) is the source of this 2358-nucleotide messenger RNA. RefSeq names its product nectin cell adhesion molecule 1a (gene nectin1a). Gene Ontology annotation, cellular component: adherens junction. The record is from RefSeq and is a predicted model, not a curated record. Lineage: Eukaryota; Metazoa; Chordata; Actinopteri; Beloniformes; Adrianichthyidae. Gene Ontology annotation, biological process: homophilic cell-cell adhesion; heterophilic cell-cell adhesion; protein localization to cell junction.
CACCAAGCCUCAGACUGCUGCCGCAGCCCGACACCAGGCGCACGCAGAAGCCAGGACGCACGAGGAGAGACGGGCUGGAGAAGUUUGGGUCGGAAUUUGCUUUGCCCGUCUGGAGCGCCCCCUCGUUUAUUUCUUUGCGUGUCACGCAAGAUAGUGUCCUGGUGGUGUUGAACCCAAAUUCUCAGUCUGAGAGGCAGGAGCCGUGAAACCAGUUCAUACUGGGAAGUUGAGCACAGCCAGAAACUGGCAGCGUUGGCUUGGGGAUGGAUCACGCUGGACUUUGGAUAUUCUUAAUAACAACUUGUGUUAUUCCAGAGGUUAAUGGGCAGACGGUGGAAAUGGAUGACGGGAAGUCAGGAUACGUUGGCUCAAAGGUGGAUCUCCGCUGUCGGUUCAUCAACAGUUCUCCACCAGUCAAAAUCUCUCAGGUGACGUGGCAGAAGCUGGUCAACGGCACCAAGCAAAGCGUGGCAAUCGCAAAUCCAUCCUUAGGCGUCUCUGUGGCGCCGCCCUAUCGGGACCGUGUCACGUUCAGAAACGCAGCUGUGAGAAGGCGCACCCCUUCUCUAGAGGACACGACCAUCAUCUUCUCCUCGCUCCGCCUCUCUGAUGAAGCCACGUACAUCUGUGAAUACACAACAUUUCCUGCGGGGAAUAGAGAGAACUCUGUGAAUCUGACUGUGCAUGUCCGGCCGACUACCCAGAUGAGUCUUUCCUCCCCCACACUGGUGGCUCGUUCAUCUAAUCUCAAAACCCCAGUGGCAACCUGCAUCUCUGCAAAUGGAAAGCCUCCUGGCACCAUCAGGUGGGAGACGAGGGUGCCUGGAGAAGUGACUACCCGUGAGUACAGAAACUCAGAUGGGACAUUCACUGUUCAGAGCGACUACAUUUUGGUGCCCAGCAAGGAGACGCACAGGGAGACGCUCACCUGUGUCACAACCUACAAUGAAGAGGUCUACACUGACAGUGUCACUCUGGACAUUCAAUAUGAACCAGAUGUGACAGUGGAGGGCUUUGAUGGGAACUGGUACCUGAAUCGAGAGAACGUCCGUCUGACUUGCCAAGCAGAUGCCAACCCUGCUGUCUCUCUGUAUCAGUGGAGACUGGUGAACGGCUCAAUCCCCAGCAGCGUUGAGGUCCGAGACAGCAUUCUUCUGUUCAAGGGUCCGAUCACGUACGACCUCCAGGGCACUUAUGCAUGCGACGCCACCAACAGCAUCGGGACCACUUCAGCGUCUGUUGAGGUCAACAUUAUAGAAAAGCCUCAGCCGCAGAUCGCAACAGGUGAUGUUGUCAGUGUGAUUGCCUUAUUAUUGGCUGCUGGCGUUCUCAUGGGCAUCACCAUCACUGUGUUGGUGCUCAAAAUAAGAACCCGAAAGGAUAACACAUCAAAUGAUUCUCCUUCUAGAAAACUGUCCCAGCCUAUAAAAAGAAGACCCGGGGAAGACAUCCAGCAUCUGGGGAAAUUUUACGAGGAGCUGCCAAACACAGCAGACUAUGUGAGCUACCGACUGGCCUGUAACAAAGAGGACUACCCCGAGCCCUACUCCCCACCUAUCAACCCUCCUCUGUCAUUUCUGCCACAGAACCCCCACCACACCUCACAGACAAUGCCUUCAAAGGGUACCAGCUGCACCGGCACCCCUUCGAAGAACACUUUUAACCCUCCUUCAUACACCACAGCCAUCUUCAAGUACCCCUCUGUGCCAGGCACCUCCGGCCAGCUAACGGAAGUGACAGGAUUCAAAGCCGAAGCGCCCGCUGGGCAAUCCAGUUCGGUUUCACGUGGCUGGUCCAAGGACACCGAUCUUUUCUUUGCUUAAAUGCAACUGUUUCGUUCAUUCGUCCCGUUUUUCACAUGUCACAUGUUUGAAAUGCAAUGCUCCAUGUUUAACUGUUAGGUUAGUGGAGGGUUUAUUUAAAAAAAAGAAAAAAAAACAUUUGAUGAUUGGUUGUAUAAUGUUUGAUCCAAUCUAACUGAAGGGACUGGAUUACCUCUUGAUGUGCUUUACUCCUUCCUUUAUCCACUGUGACUCAUUUAAAAAAAAGGGGGAAAAAGAGAAAUAAACCACAACAAAUUAAAUGAAUGCUCCCCUUCUGUAUCUCUGAUUCCAUCCUGUUCAUCCUGUGUUGUUCUGAAUGCAUUGUUCUAAUCCGUUUGGUUAUGCAUCCUGGUUCUCUGUUGUGCAUGUGUUUUGAUAAUCUGUUUUUCUUUGUACAAUAAAAAAAGGCGAAAUUUAUAUUAACUGAUUUAUACAUUUGUAUGUUUUUAUUGGUGUUGUCUGUGGUUGUUGGAGGAACACUGGAGUUUCUAGCAUUUCAAUAAAGAAGAUCCAAACUGCAGUGAACGUCUGCAUC